CUUAAGUUAAAAGACAAAGGUUAAACUGAUGGCUCGGAUAGAUGAGGCUGCAGCAAAGCAAGCGGAGAGAGCUCGGAAUACCGUAUGCCAAGAGGGGCAUGAAGACUGGUAACCAACAACGGCGCGGGAUACUUCGAUGUUGGAUAUAAGGAAGAAUACGGAGGUCUGCUAUGAUACAAAACUACGUUCUUCACAGUGAUAGCUGCAAAAGAAAUAGACACAUCUUCAGCAAGUGAUUAAAUCUGAGCUCUAGACAGAAUGGGUGAGUGUCAGACCUACGUGAAGCUCAGUGAAGAGAAACUUAUACCAAAGUCUGCCAUCUUGUCACUGCUUAGGACCUACAACUGUUACCACGAAGGGAAAAACUUCCAGCUGAGGACUCGCGAGGAGGAUGGCGAGCUAAUCCUUGAGGGUUUGCUGAACAUCUACUGGGGUCUGCGCCGACCAAUCAGACUUCAGAUGUACGACGACAAUGAAAGAUUUCGUCUCAACCGAAACGAUAGAUCGGGUUUGGCAAAGCAGCUCUCAGCGGAGUCUAACAAUAACUCACCGGGCACAGAGAGUGGACCAGCUAGUGGUCACAUGUGUGGUCAGGAGGAGGAGGAUUCUCCUCAGCUGCUGAGGACUAGGAGUGACGCCUCCUUCAUGCGGGUUCAGAGGAGGUCAAAGACACACACUGCCAAAGAUUUGCAGCGCUUGCGAACACACCGGUUCUCAAUCAACGGACACUUUUACAACCACAAGACAUCUGUAUUUACUCCAGCCUUUGGAUCGGUCACUAACGUACGAGUGAACAGCUCCAUGACGACUGGACAAGUCCUCAACCUGCUGCUGCACAAGUUCAGAGUGGAGAAUAAAUCUGAAGAGUUUGUCCUUUAUAUGGUGCACGAAUCUGGAGGUAAUUUGCCAUUACUCGCUACGAUUACCCAACUUACCAACUUAUUCAUUGGGGUUUUGUCAGUAGAAAUGUUGUGUUGUGUGUGUUUGUUAUCACUUGUUGUAUUUGUCUACAUCGUUGUAGAAAGGACCCGACUGAGGGAUGGUGAAUACCCACUGGUGGCUCGUGUGCUUUAUGGUCCCUGUGAGAAGAUCUCCAAAAUCUUGAUCACAGAGGCAGACCUGGGAGAGGAAGUUACAUAUGAUGUUGCCCAAUACAUAAAGUUUGAAAUUCCUGUUUUAGACAGCUUUGUAGUGAAACUUAAAGAGGAAGAGGAACGUGAGAUAAACAAGCUGACCAAAAAGUACAGCGCUCUGAAGUCUAUGAUCCAACAUCAGCUCGAAGGCAGAGCUCACACCAGUGACAGAAUAUGAGUGUUUUUGUAUGCACUGAUGUAACCUGUGUGUGUGUGUGUGUGAGGGGGGUUCAACACUAAUGAUUGUUGAUUUACUGUGGGAUCAUUUGCCACAACUGUAGUAAAUGUUAGAGGUAAAGGUAAAAGGGUAAAAGUCAAGGCUGUAAUAGAACCAUAUCAUACACCAAUGUGCUUCUACUCUUAGAAUCAUUUGUAUGAUCUGUUAAAGUUACUGUAUUACUUUGAAUUGUAUCACUGCUGUGAUAUACCUACUGUUAAUAUAUUUGCAUUUUGUACGAAGAUUCUUACUGCAAAGUUGAAUAUUGAUACAAGCUGUUUUUUGGUAAUGUACUCUCUGACUUGGACCUUUUUAUGUAAUAAAUCUGUUUUAGAGUGGCCUUUAUAAAUGCUGUUGGAUCUCUGCUGAAACCAAACAUAAUACCCAGCUCGGACUUCCCACAAAGAAAUCAGCCAUCUUUAUUAUUUCCUGUACUUCCACGGUGACUGGAGCACAGAUUAGCAUUGUUCUUCUGCGUGACCCUAUUUGCCAGCUAGUUCCCAUGAGCUUUGUGUGUGUGUGUGUGUGUGUGUGUGUGUGUGUGUGUGUGUGUGUGUGUGUGUGUGCGUGUGUGUUAACCUAUCAACAUUACACAAUAAGGGUAUCCUGAGAAAGAAGGGCUGUUCCGUUUUCCCACAGUUUCACAAACAGCAAAACUGAUGUAAUAUUUUGUGGACCAACCUUGACCAUUAUUGCUACAGUAUUUGAUUAAUCAAAUAACCAUUUGAGACCAGAGGGGUUUAUUAAUAUUUGUGACUGCGCUGGGAACUUGUGCAGCAAAUAUUUCAGACUUAAAUAGCUAGGCAAGAAGUCUGAAUUGCUGGUGCAUCGGUCACAGAAACUGCAAAACUACAUACGUACACACUGUAUAUAUUGUGAGCACAGGAGCGCUACAGGGUUUCUGUCUCAGUCCACGUGCUGCUUUACAUGUAUUUAAAUGACUGUGUUGCAAAAUAUCAGAUUACUAAAUUUGCAGAUGACAACUAGGACAACGCUUGUCACCAUUUAGUGAAUUCCUCAGCAUCCAGAUUCUUUACGCUCUUAACUGGUCCCAGAACACCGACUGCUUGUGGAAAAGGCACAACAAAAGCUGUUUCAAAAAGGUGCCUUAAGAGAUUUGUUAUGUCAACAAGGUCACAUGUUCUGACAGGAGGUGUAAUAUUAGUGCAGUGUGGUAACUUGUCUGUGUUUGACCUGAAGAGACGCAAAGAAAAGCAGGCUAAGCAGGCAUCCAAAUUUAAUAUGGAGCAGUCAGCCAUGCCUGGAGACAACACUCAUACAGCCAAUGUUGUAGUAACACACCACCCUUUUUUCAACAAGGGCAAGUUAGCCACUCAUCAAAUAAUGUUAUUUUUAUUCAAGUCAUGUGUGUUUUUAUGUACUUGUUUAUACUGUAAUGCUAUGUACUAGUGACUGAAAUUUUCAGUGGCAUACUGAUUGAUUAUGAGAAGAAAUUCACAGCAGUUGAGAACGUUGCUUUUGAGAUAUGAACAUAUUUCCCUGACAGAAUUGCACAGGAAG
Molecule: messenger RNA, 2871 nt
Organism: Anarrhichthys ocellatus (wolf-eel)
Lineage: Eukaryota; Metazoa; Chordata; Actinopteri; Perciformes; Anarhichadidae
Gene: rassf4a
Product: Ras association domain family member 4a
Exons: 12
Coding region: 259-1311 (350 amino acids)
Biological process (GO): signal transduction
Source: RefSeq, a predicted model, not a curated record